AUGCCUCGGAAAGGGAGUCGUAAAGUCAGGACGGGCUGUCUCACCUGCAAAGCACGCAAAGUGAAGUGUGACGAAGGCAAGCCACACUGUAACCGUUGUAUUACCACCGGGCGCGCGUGUAGCGGUUAUGCCACUAAACCGAGCUCGGGACUGCUCUGGAACCGCCCGCGUCAGCUAUUUCAGAGUAUAGACAGCGCCAGUGAAGGGAGAGCCCUGCAUUUCUUCUGCGAGAAGACGGCCCAGUUUUUAUCAGGGGCUACUGACCCGUACUUCUGGACCCAUUUAGUUAUGCAGUUCAGCAAUUUUGAACCAGCUGUUAGACAUUCUGUCAUAGCUAUAAGUUCGUUAUAUGAACAGUUCCAAGCUGAGGGCGAAAAAUCGCACUCAGGGGUUCAGCUAAGGGAUAAUAGCCUUGCGCUACAACAUUAUAACGCUGCUAUUCGCGAACUAAAGACGACGGAUAACCAUCCUCUAGUACUAUUAGUCUGCAUUCUUUUCAUAUGCAUCGAAUUUUUACAGUCUAACAAAGAGGCAGCCAUACAACACUGCAAACAUGGCAUUGCUCUACUCGAGGAUGCUAAUUACUCCUGGGCAAGAGAACACUUAUUACCAGUGUUUAGGCGACUAAGUUCUUUUCCUUUCUUCUUCGGGACGGGGUCUAUCGAUUUUCCCGACCUUGUCUCCGUAAAUAGCCCUCUUCCAACAUCCUUCGACGAUUAUAUCGAUGCAGCGGCAGAUUCGUACCGGUUCGGGGACUUACGAUAUAAGACGGUGUCGUCCGACCUACUGGAAGAACAGAAGGUAGUUGAAAAUCUCCUAGACGAAUGGCAAGUUUUAUUCAAAGGCCUGGAUACUAGGUCAAUGUUACCGACUACACCCACAACAGAAUGGUACAAUUUAGGAAUAGAGUUCAUCAAAGCAAUGUCCCGUGCGAUCUUACUAGUACGCUACGAGCUCAGUCGAAUCACGCUAGCCAUAGCCUUCGAGGCCAACGAGAUGUGUUACGAUCAAUAUCUGAGCGGUUUUCAGCGAGCACUCGAUUCAUGCCUACUCGUUGACUCCGUGCUUCCCGAUGGAUCUCGAAUGCCAACUACAAAACGCGAACCGCAGUUUAUCUUUGAGACAGGCUUCAUGGUGUGGCUUCACCUUAUCGCAACGAAAUGCCGAGUCUUGAGCAUACGAUUAGAAGCUUUACGCUUAAUAAGAGUGCUCGGAGUUCCACGAGAAAACCUAUGGGAGUUAGACCAAGUGUAUGCGUUGGCGCGCCGGGUUAUCGAGAUUGAGCAUGGCGUGGUACUAAACGACGAAGGGCAACCUGCUACUCCGGUUCAAUGCCCAGGCUUGCCACCAGAUGAGAAGAGGGUACGGUUUACCAUAAUGGAGCCGAAGUCGUCUACAUAUAUUGAUUUAAAUGGAAAGGAGAUAUGUGGAUGGACAGUAGGCUUUGUUAUGCGGGACGAACGGGAUGCGAUCGUCACUCGGAACGAAUUUAUCCCUGCCUGA
This is a messenger RNA of Daldinia childiae, 1503 nucleotides long. RefSeq lists its product as uncharacterized. Lineage: Eukaryota; Fungi; Ascomycota; Sordariomycetes; Xylariales; Hypoxylaceae. Gene Ontology annotation, molecular function: DNA-binding transcription factor activity, RNA polymerase II-specific; zinc ion binding. Gene Ontology annotation, biological process: regulation of DNA-templated transcription. Bases 1 to 1503 code for a protein of 500 amino acids. The record is from RefSeq and is a predicted model, not a curated record. The transcript has 3 exons.